CUUCAAUUUGGAGGUACGUCAUCAGAAAGACGGACGUGUAUUGAAAAACAACAACAUUCAUGGAAAAGACAGUUUACUUAAAUUACUUGUACUAAAGUGUUAGUGUAAUAAUGGAGUGAAAGAAAAUUGAAUAAAUUUUAUUACUCUUUUUUGAAUUUAUUUAUCUUAAUAUCACAAAAAUGGCCGUAUUUUUUCAAAUUAGAUCUAGUUCCUGGUUCAAAAUUUAUAUAUUUUUGUGCUUAUAUACCUGUAUAAAAAGUGAACAUUAUUUGAACAAAUUUGCUGUUCACAUAGAAGGCGGGGAGCGAGUAGCAAGAGAUGUUGCACAGCUACAUGGAUUUAGACAUUUAGGACAGAUCGGCACACUUGAAGAUCAUUAUUUGUUUGAACAUGAACAUGUUCACCGUAGAUCUGCAGAAAGGAGUGAGGAACACCAUCAAAAACUGUCAUCACACCCUCAGGUAAACUGGUUUGAACAACAAACAUUAUUGACCAGAAAAAAGAGAGACUUUCUUCCGAUCAAGGUUGACACUUCCGAACUUUUGAAAUCCAAUCAUGUACAUAGAAACCGACGUGAAGUGAACCGGCAGGACGUAACAUUUAAUGAUGAGUUGUACAGCAAAAUGUGGUACUUUAAUGGAGGCGGGUUGAACCACACAGAUAUGAAUGUAAAAGGGGCGUGGGCUAAAGGCGUCACUGGAAAGGAUGUUGUCAUAACAAUUUUAGACGAUGGUUUGGAGAGAACACACGAUGACCUCAAAGAUAACUAUGAUCCCUAUGCAAGUUAUGAUGUCAAUGGACAUAAACCAGAUCCUAUGCCUAGAUAUGACUACACAAAUGAGAACAGACAUGGAACCAGAUGUGCUGGGGAGGUUUCUGCCAAGGCAAACAAUACAAAAUGUGUGGUGGGCGUGGCUUAUAACUCUAAAAUUGGAGGUGUUCGUAUGUUAGAUGGUGAUGUGUACGAUGCCGUCGAAGCAACGUCUCUCAGUCAUAAUCGUAGUCACAUUGAUAUUUACUCUGCCAGCUGGGGACCGGACGACGACGGUCGAGUGGUCGACGGACCGGGACAGCUGGCAAAAAAGGCGUUCAUGGAUGGAGUUAGAUUGGGACGGAAUGGGAAAGGAUCUAUAUUUGUGUGGGCGUCGGGAAACGGUGGCAACCAGAAAGAUAGUUGUAACUGUGACGGUUACACAAAUAGUAUAUUUACCCUGUCAAUUAGUAGUAUAUCGCAACAAGGCAAGAAGCCAUGGUACCUGGAGGAGUGUUCCUCGACACUCGCCACCACGUACAGUAGCGGAACUUACAGCGAGAAACAGAUUGUUACCGUUGAUCUUCACAACAAGUGCACAGAGACUCAUACAGGAACCUCAGCAUCGGCACCACUGGCAGCUGGUAUCAUUGCCCUCAUAUUAGAAGUCAAUCCAUCACUGACAUGGAGAGAUGUGCAGUAUAUAACGCUGAUGACCGCCAGACCCUUGCCUGAUGGUCAAUGGGUGACGAAUGGAGUGGGCAGACAAGUGAGUUUGAGAUAUGGGUAUGGUUUAAUGGAUGCUACAGCUAUGGUUGAGUUGGCAGAGAAAUGGACUGUAGUGCCUACACAACAUAUCUGUGAGGUACAGUCAGGGAGGGUCAGUGUGGAAAAGAACAAAAUCACAAUUCCUGACUCGGGAUACGAGGAGAUGUUGGACACGGACGCAUGUGCCGGAAACACCAACGAAAUUAACUUUCUCGAGCAUGUACAAGCUAAAAUAACUUUGAAAAGUAAGCGUCGUGGAGACAUUGUCAUUCAUCUGACCUCACCAUCUGGCACGAGAUCAACUAUUCUGCCACAGAGACCAAAUGAUGGAGACAGAGUGAAAGGUUUCAAUAAUUGGCAGUUCUUGUCUGUGCAUUUCUGGGGGGAGAAUCCUGUUGGCCGAUGGAAACUAGAAAUAGAGGUACAGAAAAACAGCCGUGGCUACAUCGGUGGAAGUAGUUAUUCCGGUUUACAAUCUACCAAUGACCUGAUUGACUGGAAUUUGAGUCUGUAUGGAACAGAGGAGAAUCCUGUGAACCUAGUGAACCCGACGCCUCCUACUGGCCCAACUAAACCAGUUUCCCCAACAACAAAGGGGCCCUUACCCACGGAAGCUGUCACGGAAAAGCAGCCAUGCCACAGCCAGUGUUUGAAUGGUUGUUCCGGUCCUGGUGCACAACAGUGUACUGCUUGCAAAAACUACCAAAUUCAGGAUUCUGGGAUGUGUGUUGAAUCUUGUCCGAAUGAGUACUAUGCAGAUAUCUAUCAGUGCAAGCAUUGCAGCGACCCCUGUGAAACCUGUACAUAUGUCUCCACAAAGCAGGUGAUGUGUCUGAAAUGUAAGCCUGGCUACCUACUGAUUGAGGGCAAGGGAACCUGCGAGAAAGCUUGUGAUAAAGGUUACUAUAAAGAUGAUAAAAUGCAUCAUUGUCGUGUAUGUAGUGGCGUGUGCGACGAAUGUCUUGACAAUAAGAAUAAAUGUACAGCGUGUAGGAGUGGCCAGGUGCUAGAGAAAGAUACAUGUGUACCAGAAAGGGAGCCCUGUCCAGCAGGGACUUUCCAGUCACUAGGAGGAUGUAAGACUUGUCCAGAAGGAUGUUUUAGCUGUACAAGCUAUUCAAACUGCACAUGUUGUAAUAAAGGGAGUUAUUUACAGAAUGGAAGUUGUGUACAUAGCUGUGAUAGUGGAUUCCAACCUCUACAUGUAAACUACAGCUCAAUGUUUGUCUUUCAACAAUGCCAGCAGUGUGGAAAUGAAUGCAAUGUCUGUCCGGCUGGAUUUAAGUACAUCAAAGGUGUAUGCAUACAACAAAACAAUUGUCCGGAUGGGACAUACUUCCAGUGGAACUCUAUGUCAUGUAAGAAAUGCAACACAAGUUGUCGGGCUUGUAUAGGACCGAGUAACACAGACUGUUUAUCAUGCUAUCCACCAUCGGGAUACAAUAAUUUAUUACGUAAAUGUAUGAGAUGUUGCUCAGAAAACGAACAUAACUCCAAAUAUAAAGACUGCUGUCAUUGUAUAGAAGAUGGUAAAUGUGAGAUAAAGUCUCGACCACGAUUGCAAGCUGAACAGUUGUACAGUGUGGCAACAGUUAUUAUAGUUCUUCUUGUGAUUGUUAUAUGUGCUUUAGCUAUCUUUGCUGUCGUAGCCAUUGUAAUAAGCUGCCGAAAACAAAAAGACCAUCCAGAUGUUCAAUAUAGACAAUUAAGAAAUAAUGAAAAUGAGUUUGAAAAUGAUACUGAGGAGGCAUGAUAAACAGCCAUCUGUAGCUUAUAUCAAGUGUGAUAAACACAAAAUUAAAAUUUUAGUAUAGUGAUAAACAUUGUCUUUAUGACAUAAUAAAGUGAUAAACAUUGUGUUUAGUUACAACAAGGCAAUAAACACUUCUUUAUCUCUCCAAAAAGUGAAGCACAACAAAAACGUGAUAAACAUGCAUUCAGUGUUAAAUGAAAAUGAUAAACAUACAUUCUAUGUCAUAAACAUGUGUUUAUGUUCUAACUUAGUGAUAAACAUGUAUUUAGUGUUUUUUUCAAGAUAAAGAUAAACAUGCUUUAAUGUAAAAUAUGCAUAGAUUUUGUAUUAUUACAAAGAUUGCCAAACUUAAUUGUGCCACAUCUUACUAACAAUUAUUAAAAGUGCUAUGGAAGAUGCUAAGGUAAAUCAGGAUGAUAUUUGGUUUAUACAGAAUUUAUUUUAGUUUGAUUGUGUAGGAAGCUAUAUGCUUAUAGACACACUUUCGAAUCCGUUCCUGGAACCAACCAGUACUGAGCAAUGAGUGUAAAGUUUCUUGCUCAAGGAAACAACGACUUGCCCCUGACGGGGGUUGAACCCAUGGAUGAUAUUUAUGUCUGUUUACUAAGCUAGAUCAACAUAAUGGUCAUUCAAUUUGUCUGUUAACCAAGCUAGUCCAGGUUGGCCAUUAGGUCUGUUAACCAAACUACUCCAGGUUGACCAUUAGGUCUGUUAACCAAGCUAGUCCAGGUUGACCAUUAGGUCUGUUAACCAAACUAGUCCAGGUUGACCGUUAGGUCUGUUAACCAAGCUAGACAGGUUUGACAAUUACGCCUGUUAACUAAAGCAUGUCAUGGUGAAGUUCAUUCAUUAGGUCUGUUAACCAAGCUAGGACAAGGUGAUGGUCAUUGAUUUGGUCUGUUAACCAAGCUAGGUCAGGGUCAUGGCCAUGUGUUUGGUCCAAUUACAAGCUAGGUCAGAUUGAAGUUAUUCAUUAGGUCUGUUGGUUAAUUAAGUAAUGUCAGGAUGAUCGUCAGUCACUGUUCUAAGAAAUAUCUAAACUAAAGUUUUUUGACAAAUGAUAAUUCGGUAUAAGGCAACUGCUUUUGAUGUAAAUCAAAUUGUGGCCAUGUUGCAAAGGAGUGCUUGUUUGGAAUUAAAGGCUUUAAAUGUUCACUGUAACACAUUCAUAAUUGUUCAUAUGUGCUAAACACUUAAGAUUUGCAAAAGAUAAGUAUGGUUAAUUACCUAGAAUUAUACUGAUUUAAUCAAAUAAAUCAAAGAAAUUGAGCAGGUAUAUCUUCUCUGCAGAGGCUGAAAAAAGACAAUAACUAAAUAAAAUCAUUUAUCAUUUUGUUGUCAUCAUAAUUAAUUGCCAAAGUACCAUUUAUUUUUUAUCAAAAUAACUUUUCUUGGAAAAUUGUUAAAGUACUUAAAAGCAAGUUGUACAUUUCUUUAGAAAUUUUCUUUUACUGACUUUCACUUAAAAAGUGUUAAGAUUUCGUACGUUUCAAUGACUAGUCAGGGAAGACUAGUUCAAAUGUUAAUCUACAAAUAAUCAUCAACAGUUUGUGUAUUUUCAGUAUCUGAAAACUUGAAAUCAAAUCAUUAGAUAAAACAAGUGGCUUUUAAAAUUGUAAAAACUUUACUGUAUGUUUCCGUUAUCAUAUCAUAAUUAUUAUGUAAAGAAGCUUGAGGAACAAACAUUUUAUGUUGAAUAAACUGAACUUUCUAAUGAUCAAAUGUGGGAUAUGUGAAAUAUUUCACCAGAAUUCUCUUUAUUUGACAGUGAGUUUGUUGUAUUAUAAUUUAUGCUUGCAUUUUGUAUGUACUGUUUCAAAUGUUAGACAUUUUGAUUUGUAUUAGUAAAGCAAUUUUCAUGAAGGCUUAUAAAUAGGACUUGAUUUGCAUUUAGAUGUAUGAUUUAUGUAGCUUAAAAUUGCUGCUUUCUUGGAAUUAUAAUAUUGUAUUUUAGUUUUUUUUGGUAUUUUACGGUUUCGUGGAUUAAAUGAAGAAUCUAGUCUUUUACCUUUGAAGUUGAGUUUCCUGAUUAUGAAAUUGCAACUGCCCAUUGUUUUUUGAAGGGGUUUUGAUUUUAAAUCGUCAAAAAGAAUAAACUGAAUAAAUUCUGGUCAUACUUAUCGAAUGUGUUGAUAUGCUUUUCUGCAAACUGUAAAAUCAACUAUUUUUCCAGGCAAACAUUUCGCAAUAAAGUAAUCACAAACUUUUUCUGAUAAUGCAUAUAUACAAAUGGUGAGAAAAACAAUAAAGUGUUACUUGCAUGUAAUAUCUAAUAUUGAACUACACAAUUUUUAGAAAUAUUUGGAUGAGCACAAAGCUAGAGAAUGCAUAUUUUACAAGCCACCAGGCCAGUCCCAUAUGACUUUCUCAUCUUUGUAGGAGACAAAAGUUAAAUCUAGAGUUAGCAAUUGGAUAAAAAUAAUUGGUAGAGAAUAGUUAUAUUUUGUAAAUAUUGUGCAUUCAAGUCAAAAACAUACAAAGUUCAAUGUUAAGUACAAUAUGAAUGUAUAUCGUAGGUUAAAUUUCACAGAAUGUAAACCAGAAUUUCAUGUUGAUCGAAAUGGUUUUCCGAAGCAAAGAAUAGGAAAGGGGAGUGAUGUUUAGUUAUUGUUUAGUGUACAUUAACUGUACAUAAUUAUGUCAUUUUCAUAUUAACAUUCAUUUUUCGUUUUAUAAGAAAGAGAAGUUUAAGGGAUAAAAAUAACUUCAAUAUAUCUUUUAAUUAAACUGUGAUCUCAUUUUGAACAAAGUGUUAAAUAAUUAUAAUAUUGAAUUUUCAAACAAUACAGAAAAUAAUGUUCCACUUAUCCACAGUUGACUACAAAAA
Messenger RNA from Ruditapes philippinarum (Manila clam), 6099 nucleotides. RefSeq names its product furin-like protease kpc-1. Gene Ontology annotation, cellular component: trans-Golgi network; Golgi membrane. Bases 180 to 3272 code for a protein of 1030 amino acids. Gene Ontology annotation, molecular function: serine-type endopeptidase activity. The transcript has 23 exons. NCBI's taxonomy places the organism in Eukaryota, Metazoa, Mollusca, Bivalvia, Venerida, Veneridae. Gene Ontology annotation, biological process: protein processing. The record is from RefSeq and is a predicted model, not a curated record.